UAGUUUGUUCCAACUGGUAAGAACACUGCUUGUAUUCAGGUUCUACGAGACAUGGAACCUGGUGAUGAGGUCACAUGUUUUUAUGGUAAAAACUUCUUUGGCGACAACAAUGCCUUCUGUGAAUGUGUCACUUGCGAAAGAAGAGAAGCUGGAGCUUAUUCAAAGAAAGAGGUCAGUUCUGAUGCAGCUGCUGCUGGCUCUGAUAAAGGAGGAGCCAGUGAUGAAGGACAAGCAUCGUCAGAGAAAAAAGGGACCACCUCCUCCGCUAAAGAGAAAUACAGUCUGAGAGAAACUGACAAGAGAUUACGAAGAAAGAGAAUGGCGGCAGAACUGGAGUCUGGCUCAGAUGGCGAGACAAAGCCACCAGUGACUAAGAGAAGUACUGUAGCAGCAGCUGGAAAAGGAGAGACUCAGAAUGGGCGAAGAAAAACAACUAAAGCAAGGCCACGUAGAACCAUGAGGCCUCACCGAAAGAGAGGAAGAGAGAGAAGUCAUAGAGCCACUUCCCCUCAAACGGCUAGUUCUCAGAUUUCUCCAUCUAAAGUUCAAAAGACAAACUAUCACACAAGAAUGGGGACAAAGUCACACUCAAAGUCAUCAGCGCUCUUCUCCCCUCCUCCAGUGGGUAGUGAUGGAACUAAGAGGUAUCCCACUAGAAGGAGACAAGAUGGCAGCACUUCCUCUUGCUCCUUAAAUCAUAAACUGGACAUUAGCAUUGAAUACAAGACAAGACACUCCUCCCCUUUGUGUAACUCCUCUCCUUACGUUUCCGGCAGCUCUGUCCCUUCUGAGUAUUUUAAAGACAAUCCAAGAGAGAAAGAUGAAGUCAUUGCUUCUAAUAAUGUUGUGGUAGCUCUCACGAUUAACGGUUCUGAACAAGUUCUUGAAGGACGAGAUCUAUCAAUGGACUGCUCGCACUUGUCUCGUGAUAAAGUGGCUGCCAUAACUAUUGAACAUGGCUCUGAGUCAACAGCUGCUUUUGAAAUUAACAUUCGGUCAAGAACCUCUGCAGUUCGUAUGGAAACUCCGCCUCCUCCUUAUGAAUCCGUACUAUCGGAAAUGACUUGUUAGAAUGAGACAAGUAGACACACAAGAGCACAUCACUUUAGCAUUUUAUUAUAGCAAAAUGAAGUUUUUAUCAUUAUCAUUAUUAUUAAUUUAUUGUUGUUGUUGUUGUUGUUGUUGUUAUUUAAGCAAGUUAAUGAUUGACACGA
This is a messenger RNA of Amphimedon queenslandica, 1214 nucleotides long. RefSeq names its product histone-lysine N-methyltransferase KMT5B-A-like. Lineage: Eukaryota; Metazoa; Porifera; Demospongiae; Haplosclerida; Niphatidae. Gene Ontology annotation, molecular function: histone H4K20 methyltransferase activity. Gene Ontology annotation, cellular component: nucleus. The transcript is spliced from 3 exons. Bases 52 to 1071 code for a protein of 339 amino acids. The record is from RefSeq and is a predicted model, not a curated record.